AUGUUGCAGAUUGAUAUUUUUGAUAUUCUUGUAAGGAGUAGGUUAAAACGUUAUCUGUUAACCGCAUACAUAACCAAAAUAUAUCGACAAAUUUUGUUAAAACCCAAUGAUUGUGCGUACCAACAUAUAUUAUGGCGUGAAUCUCCUGAGGAAGAAGUGAUCGAAUACGAACUUCGUACUAUCACUUAUGGCGUUACUUCUGCUCCAUAUUUGGCUAUUCGAUGUUUGCAUGAAUUAGAUGCUCAGGCUGGUUCAAAAUUACCAGCCGCGAAAAAUAUUCUCACUCGCCAAACGUACGUUGAUGACGUGGUAGGAGCAGAUACAGAAUUUGAGUUAUCUAUCAUUCAACGAGACAUCAUCGGCUUAUUGAAUUCUUGUGGAUGCACCUUAAAAAAGUGA
Messenger RNA from Sipha flava (yellow sugarcane aphid), 399 nucleotides. RefSeq lists its product as uncharacterized. The record is from RefSeq and is a predicted model, not a curated record. The transcript has a single exon. Lineage: Eukaryota; Metazoa; Arthropoda; Insecta; Hemiptera; Aphididae. The coding region runs from base 1 to 399 and encodes 132 amino acids.